Molecule: messenger RNA, 1206 nt
Organism: Enterobius vermicularis (human pinworm)
Lineage: Eukaryota; Metazoa; Nematoda; Chromadorea; Rhabditida; Oxyuridae
Source: the annotation of a GenBank genome assembly
AUGCUGGUUGAUGGUAAAAAACUUGUUUUGGGGCGGGUGCAGUUUAAUGGACCACCGUUUAGUGAUCUGUCAGACUGUUUGUUCAGUUAUUUGCUUGCAGUUUUCAGAAGACAGUCAACAAUGUCGAGUGAAGAAAGCGAUAACGAAAAUUUACUAGCCAAAAAAAUGAAACGUUCUGGGGAAGUUUCAACGGAGGGUGACGAGCUCAAACGACCUUGCCUUGAAAAGGCGUCACAAGAUUCGGAUCCUGAAAACGAAGAACCACUUCCCAAGGAGAAAUCGCCAGAUUCAAGUGGGGAAACAGCAUCAGAGAAGGAAAGUUCAGUAACAGAGAAUAAGGGAAUUACUGAUGACGUAGAGGGAACUAAAGAGUGUUCAACGGAGAAGAAGGACUCGUCGAGCGAAAGCUUGUCAUCGUACGAAAACUUUUAUGCUUUUGUGCGAUUUGAAACGACGCUAAGAAGCUUUCGAAGACUUAGUUUAAGGGUAGACAGUGAGUAUCACCGUCUGCCGUUGUGCAAAAGCUGUUGGCUUUCUGUGUCACUCCAGAUCGACCAGGACGACUCUCCAAAAAACGAAAAAAAGUCAACCGGGCAGUCUAAAACUGUUCGAAAAACAGGUGAGGAAUCGUCUCGGUUCAAAAGAAUGAGAAGGCUUGCAGCCGUUGCUGGUCUUCGGUUCAAAUACAAGCAGCUUGAAGGAAUUAAAAGUGAAUCGAAGAAGUAUCGCAUAUUAAAGGACUUUAUGAUAGAACAUGGUGUAACAAAGUUUUCUUUGAAAGCUUGUAAAGAAUACCGUUUAAAGAAGGAAGAGGAAGCUGAAGUAGCUGAGUUAAUGAAGAACGAAAUUAUUGAUGCUGAAUCAACAAAACGGGUGACCAGAGGAAGCCGACGACAAAUGGAGUCUGAAGGAAAACCUCGGAGAGCUUUUCUUGAAACAUUUUCAUCUAGCAGUGAUUCAGAAAGGGAGAAAAUGAUUGAAGAAAAUGGUCAGGUUUUCUCGCGUCUAAAAGGCAUUGUUUCCGACGACUCAAAAUCGUGCCUUUUUAUUAAUAUAAGAAGGAACAUAUUUUGUUUAAAAUUCAGCCGUGCCGAAAAUUUCUGUUAUGUCAUAUUAGAAUUGUCACAUGUGGAUAAAACUACAACCACAAAGUUUAGUGUGAUAGCUUAUCUGCCUGCUUGUAUGUACGUCGAUCAUAAUAGGUAA